Molecule: messenger RNA, 870 nt
Organism: Rhinocladiella mackenziei CBS 650.93
Lineage: Eukaryota; Fungi; Ascomycota; Eurotiomycetes; Chaetothyriales; Herpotrichiellaceae
Exons: 3
Coding region: 1-870 (289 amino acids)
Biological process (GO): regulation of DNA-templated transcription
Molecular function (GO): DNA-binding transcription factor activity
Source: RefSeq, a predicted model, not a curated record
AUGCAACGGAGUCAAAGUUACUCCUACCCUCAGGCCAUGGCCGGACACUCCAGAUAUGCUUCCACACACGCCAGCAGCUCUGCCUUCAGCGCGUCUGCAAACCCCAACGAGGACUGGACCAAGAUCUCCGAUCUAGCAGAGAGAAGGAGAAUACAGAACCGGAUCGCUCAGCGAAACUACCGUAAGAAGCUCAAGAGAAGACUUGAAGAUUUGGAACGUCGCGCCGGAUCUUCCUCUGCUUCUCCAGAACAGUCUCACUCAGAACUGGCCACCCCUGUGACCAAGGAAACCUCCCCAAAGCAGCCUCAGAACAUGGCCCGUCAACCUUCAAGAUCCAGCAUUUCCCGCGACGUUCAGCGAGCAUCGCCUGAGAUCUUGCCUUUAGACGACCAUUCCUCGCUGUUUGAUGCCCCAGCUACACGACAUCUCUCCAUCAACUCACCCCCAGCAUUCACAUUCUCGACAUAUCCACCUACGACAGCAUAUCUCCAGUACGAACACCAACAGCAGGCGGCUUACGACAGCACGCCUAGCUACUACUCAAGCUACCCAUACCCUGUGGAUGUCGCAUCUUCAAGUCUGCCUCCAACACUCCCAGCCAUGCUCCCUUCCACCUACGGGAAACAAGACCAUCUCUUUGGGGAUGACGACCUGUUGAGCCCUUUCAGCAUGAACUACGCCUCUCUGGCUGGCCUUGAAAUGCCCUCCAAUCAAGCAUACACGGGGGCUAAUUCUCAUACACCACCGCUCACAGAUCCAUACUCAGUGGACUCGGCACACAACUCGCCCAACUACUUUGAUGUGCCGCUGACGCCGGUGUCCCGAACGGCGAGCCCCAACAUCCACCUAUUCGACAUCAGCUGCAGUUGA